GGAAGUUUUGUAAUGUUCCAUUGGGUCAAAGGAGUUCCAUUCGACUUUAAUUCCGGAGCUUACGAUGGCCUGACUUUGUGGGAGCAGAUCGAUAAUGGAGCACAGUUUACACCAGCUAAAAAAUAUUUAACCGCUGUUCCAAUUGGAUUGUAUGUGGGAAGACGAAUAAAGAGCUCACGAAAGGAUGGUCUUGGUGACAUGAAUGCUGUCAAUAAUGAGAUAAUUAUCGUGAGAAUUGAACCGAAUAUUCUGAAAUAUUAUAUGAACAAAGACGUGAAUUCAGAUUUGCUUGAUUAUGGUGUCUAA
Molecule: messenger RNA, 306 nt
Organism: Cetraspora pellucida
Lineage: Eukaryota; Fungi; Glomeromycota; Glomeromycetes; Diversisporales; Gigasporaceae
Source: the annotation of a GenBank genome assembly